GGUUAAUGUUUACCCGCGUCUUUUGAAUAUCAUAGAAACGUGUAAACAUGAUGAGUUUAAGUCUUAAAGGCUCCCAAAUAAGCCCAUGCAAGUCAGCAAUUAGCAGUAGUCGUUUGCCAGCAAAAACAUAUAAUGAAAACUCUCGAACCAGAAACGGGACAGAAAAUAUUAGAAACAAUGGAAAUUCCUUUCAAGGCCCAGAAAUUUCUCCUAGUGCUUCGGCGCCAUUAGUUAAACGGAAGUUGGAAUCCCCUGACAAUUUAAUUACUAAGGACGGCGAAAACUUGCUCAUCGAUUUCAAUAACACAAUUCACACCGAUUCAUUAACAUUUAAGAUAGGUAAAUGUAGUUCAUGGCCGAGUGAAUCGAAUGAUAAAAGUGUUUCAAGAUGGCUAGAAACAAAUUUUCAUGAUCAAAACGACAGCGGUUUUAAUUGGGACGGUCAAAAUGAUGAUGACAUUUUGACACUAUACUCAGACAAAAAAAGUGAAGACUUCACAGGUGGAAAAAAUUUAGACACAAUAGUGGAUAGUUUAGACUUGAAUAUAAAUCCAAGAUUCGAAAGUAUCUCUAUGGAUAUAAAGCAAGUUAUAGGUGAUGAUGGUGAUUUACAAUACACAGAUAUCAAUGAGAAAACAGAUACUCCACCUCCAUGUUUAGUUAGACCUUCAUCUAAUUCAGUCAACACUGCACGCCAGAUAAGUGACUUCAAUGAUGAAUUGAAGUUGCUAACCUCAACUUUGCAUGAUGACAAUCGACGUAAUUCAGCGGCGACUGUUAUACAAAAGUUUUGGAGACGUCAUAGAAGAAGAUAUUUAGCAGCUGAAGCUGUAAUGUAUCGUCUACUUGACGAUCAAAAACGCAGAUUAAGUAAACAGAACAUAAAUAAUGGACAACCUAUUCAUUCAGUUCUACAAAAUCGUCAAAAUGUGUUAAAACAGAAAAGGAAACAACGACAUCAAAAUGCUAUUAAAAUUUUGCACGAGAAUCGAUCCACUAAAAGUUCACAAAGGCAAGAAACUUUAGAGAAUAAGGGAGAAGAAAACAGUGUGCCUGAAUCAAUCCUUGCAUUUGGUAACCAAAAGGACCGUACAAAUGAAGAUAAAUCAAAUGCUUUGAAUAAGCCCAUAUUUCCUACCAAAGCUAAUCAAUAUAAGACUUGCAACCCUGAUAUUGAUAUGACCAAAACUACAAAACAAAAUGUACACAAUGAAAUUGAACAAGUCGGUAGGGAGAACAACAGUCUCUGUCAGACUGAGUUUUGCAGUCUACGGAAUGAUGGAAAUAACAGGACAAUCGAUCAACAAAAAGACGUAUCUGGGGUUAAAAACAUGUCAGCUGUAGAUAACAUACUUCAGGAAUUAAAACAGCUAGAAAGCGUGGAAUUCUUAAAUUAUUGCUCAACGAAUGAUCCAGGUAUCAAUAUUGAUGUGUCAAAACAAGUUUCCUUGCAGAAGUGUCCCAUUCCAACUACAUGGUCUGAAAUGAUCAAGGAUAUUAGUCGCGUUCUAUCUGAGGCUGAGCAAGAUGAAGUGAAUUCAACCAACUUCAGGAAAUAUUGUAGUGUUCAACGAUCUACAGGCUUAAAAGGUGUUCGAAAUCGAUCUGCUUCUACAUUAUCCAAUUAUUCUUCACUUGCUCAGUCAAAUUUGUCAGGUCCAUCUACAAUAACUACAAACAAACAUACGUUCCUGAGUGAAGAGAAUUGUGAUUCACAUACCAAACAUAUGGAGCGGGUUUGUUCACGGCAAAAGGCCCAAAAAGAACUCGAUCAAUCUAUAUCUCAAUGUCGAGAAAAAUUGACUACGUUCAUCCAGUCAAAUCACAAUAAUGUAUGUCAUAAUCUUCCAGAAUCAAAUGGCGGUAAUACUGGUACUAAUCAACACACAAAAAUUUCUAAGAGUCGAAGCUCUUCUACAUCACAAAGACCAUCUUCUGUAAAAAAUCAAACAACUUCUAGAUCUUUACAAUCUAGCUGCUUUAAAAGCCCUAUGAAUCUAUCAAGUGCUCAUUUGCUGCAUGCAAAUUCUGUUGGAAAAAAUGCUGAAAGUAAAUUAUCCUACAAAAAUCAUGUGGGAUAUAGUACACAAAAUCUUUAUGAAAGUGUAUCACUGAAGGAUGAAAUGAAGCAGAUAAUUCAAAGCGAUGAUGGAUAUAUCACUACUGACAAUGAAUGUUUGAUGUUGAAACUUGAAGAGAAAGAAGGUCAAAUAAAACGCUUACAGAGAAUUAUAGAGCAUCAAAGAGAACUGUUUUUGAGGCAGUCAGAAGACACACAACGAGAUGGUGAUCGAAGAGUAGAAUCAAUUAAAGCUGAUUAUGAAUGUACAAUUAACCGAAAUUACAAACUAAUUGAUGAAUUAAUUGAAGAGAAAAAAUCGCUCCAUACAAAAUGUGAAGAACUUUUAGAAGAACUAAAGACAGUGACAAAGAAAACGAACGAAAAAAUUAAAGCACUUGAAGAAAGACACAAAGUUGAGAUGCGAAAAGUAGAGGCCAAACAUUUAGCUGCGGAAAAGCUACGUCGAGAAAAGUGGGAAACAGAAAAAGCAAAACAUUUUAAAGAAGUUACUAUUCGUGGGAUGGAAAAUGAAAUAGCCCAAAUGAUCGCAAAUCACAAGGCUGAAAUGGCAACUUUGCGUCAGUCAUGUGCUGAACAAAUUCAAGCAGCUGAUGUACGCGCCUAUCAAGCUUAUAUGAGUCACAUUGAAGAACUAAAGCAGACAUUGAUAAAAGAAAAAGAUGAAGCCUGCUCUAGAGAAAGAGAACUUGUUGAACAACGAUUAAAUCAAACUUUAGCAGAAGAACGUAGUUCUUUUGAGGCUCAUCGACGUAGAUUGUUAGUUGAGAUUUUUGAUGAACGUGAAAGAUUGACAUUGACUGCAUCUAAACAAAGGGCUGAAAUGGAUACUCUUAGGAGCAAUUUAGAAGUUGCCUUGAAACAAGCUAACGAACAACAUGAAAAAGAAACCCAACAAAUAAAGGCGGAUUUGAGUCAAAGACAUAAGGAUGAAAUAGCUGAGUUGAAUCAACGUAAUUUGGCUGAACGUACAGCAUGGGAAGAACAUACUAAAUCAUUAUUAGAAUCCCAGUAUAUAUCUAGAGAGACUUUAUUGAAGGAACAACUCAAGAAAGAACGAGAUCGCUUGUUAGAAUCUGCAGUCCAUCGCCUUGAAGCUGAAGCAAAUGAAGCAAGGUUAGAAACUGAUCGUCAGGCGGAGCUGAAGUUGAAACGUGUACGUGAAAAAUUCCAAGCUGAAAUCGAGGAACUUGAACGAUCAGAGAGACAAGCAAUGGAGAAAUACUGUCUGAUGAAGGUCUGUAAAAUUUUACCACUGUAAAAUCUAUGAUUACUAUUAGUUUACUUGCAACCUAUUGAUGAAUUAGAAAUUUAAGUUCACCGACUGAUAAAUAUCCGUAUACUUUUAGGCCAGAUACAUUUUAUUUGUGAAGUUUAACCUUUCAGUUCGAUAAAGAGCUCUAUUCAUUGAUGGAUACAGAGAUUUUUGUGACCAAAAACUACUUUUCACAUCAGCGAACUACUUGCAACAGAGUUUUAUAAAAACACAACAGUAAACAUUUAUCUCUUGUAUUCAUCUCUUUAUAGACUCAAUUUUUAGAUAAAGAGCAUGAAGCAGAUAGACUUCGGUCACAGUUGACGCAGAAAGAUCAUGAGUUAGCUGAAGUUCGCUUGUUAUACGAAAAACUUAACCAAGAACGCCAAAACCUUUCAGAUGUAAUACGUCAGGAAUUUGCUGAUCACCUUGUUUACGUAGAAGAAGAAAAUAGGUCGAUGAAACGUGAGUUAGCCGAACUCAAGGCCCAUUUAAAAGCUGAAGAAGAAAGACAUGAAAAAGAGAUUGAUGCUAUUAAGAAAUUGAACAACUCGGAAAUAGAAACAGUUCACCAAAAGUAAUGGCAAACUUUGAUUUUGAGUUUCAUCGUUUGUUUUUUCUAUUUUUUUUGUUGAUAACCCUAUUAUUUCAUGUUAUUCAUGAGACCUGGUAUUAGAUGCUUGAAAAAGCGCUGACAAGGUGCUGUGCCAUAAACUUUGGUGAUGAGUUAGCGACAGUUUUUUGUCUGCAGCAUGCAUUUAAAACUGAGGAACGUUGGAUUUUAAUUUUCGCAUUUUUGUUAUAUUCCAUUUUCAUGUGAAAAGUGAAAAUAUUUGUAUUUGCUUUUGUUGGUAUAAAGGAUCCCUACUAGUCAGAUUCUAUUUAGAUGUGUGCAACCUGAGGGGGUUGCCUCGACAUUACCUUUGUCUUAGAUUUUAGUAUGUUUGGAUGAACGUUUGACUUAUGACUUGGAUUUUUUUGUAAUAAUAAUAAUAGGAUAAUACAGACUCCUAAAAAUGAAUCCAUAUACGUUGAACUGGGUCAACUAAAUUCAGCAGCUUAUUGGAUAGGCCUUUGGAAUUUAAAGCAAUAUAUACUGGGUUCGAGUCUUAGUCUGAAAGUCCAGGCUGGGAUGCAAGUAGAUCUCGUUGACGAAUCUUGAAUAGGAUGAAACGCGCAUCGUGGAUUCCUCUGCAACCCACGAUUUAAAAAGUGAAAGUAGUUUACUUAAUGAAAUUAAACUGUUAGAAGGAAGAAGUUCUUGUUGCUUGAUCUAACAUAAUACAACCAAUUGUUUUGCAAACACUGCACCGCCAAGUGUCUUGAGUAUAACUUGCAGUUAUAGGUAAAUAUAUGUUUGUAAAGAGGAUGAAAGGCAAUGUUCCACAUAGAAUGUAGUUUUAUAAGUGAACAAUAAAUCUAUCUCCGUAAAGCAGACAAAAUUUUUUUUACCUUUUAUAGAAUUAAAGAGAUCAUCAAAAAGAAAGAGGAAAAAUUUGCCGUAUUCCGAGAGAGCUUUCAAAAUGAAAUUGAGAAGAAGGAUCGUGAAUUGGAUGCAGCCAAUCAGAGAGCUCAACAUUUGGAAGAGUUGAUAGACCACCAAAGAAAACAGUUUCUACAAAUCAAUCACUAAAACUUUUUGAUAAAAAUACGGCCAUGUUUAAGAAUUAAAAUGUAUUUUUAAGAUGUUUCAUUUGGAAAUACUCAAUCGUUACUUAAAUAUCCCUUUCAGGGCAACUUUCCCAAAUAAUUUUUUAAAUUGAAAAAUGCUACAUGGAACAGGUUUUUUGAUUAUAACAUUCUACAUUAUUUCUAGAACAAAAAAUUAUUCCAAUAAGCCUACCGUCCAAAAUAUUUCAACUCAAAAAUUGAUUCAUGCCUUUUAUGUGAUUACUGGUAGGUAUAGUUUUCCAUAAAAAGCACCACAAUAGGGAAAUAUAAGCAUAUAGUUAUUUACUGAACAGAUAACUAGAAAAACAAAUAUACAAACAUAAUUCUACACAAAGAUUUCUGGGUUCAAGGUUUCACACGUCGUAUAAGAAUAGAGAAUCAACAAAAGUGAAAAAAUAAGAUAAAAUAAACCGUUUUUAGUUCAGGAAAAUAUAAGUAUAAGGAAGAAGUAAACGAUCACUUAUUAACAGUUCUAUUGUGAUCGAACCCGAAAUGAAAAUGAAGAAACCAGUUUACUUACUUAAGUAAAAACAGAAGAAAGAAACCAUCUGCUAAUUUUAUGAAAUAAAAUUUACUAGCAUACGUUUUAAGUUUAUAUUUUCAUACUUCUAGUAUGUUUGUGAAAAUAAGGUGAUCGCUUUGAAUGUUUAGAUUUUAGUAAAAAAAACAUGCGGGAUCUUGAAAAACAGUAGUUCAAGAUACUGAGUAAAGUCAGAUAAUGUUUACUCUACUUCUGUCUUAUUUAUAAAGUGUACGUAUUUUUAACAAAAACUUAAAAAGACUCUUGUAUCACUAGUCACAAAAUAAUACCACCAUUUUUAGGUUUGACUUUAUUACUUAACAUAAAAAGCCAACGUUCAUGAAAGUUUAAGGUCACUAGUCAUUAAAAAUAAUUUCAAUAGUCCUGUUAGAUAGCUACAACUUAUUGGUAUUGGUGUAUUUGUGAUUGCAGAAUUUUCACAGUUUGAACCACGGACUGAUUAAAGCUAAACAUUAAAACCGUUGGAUAACGCUUGGAGACAGUAUUCGCGCGCGGAACUUAAGGUCUUAAGUUGGACUUUGGCAUGCGAGGCCGGAUAAGUGCACUUCUGUGAUGUCCCAAAUUAGGACAUACUGACCGUCCAAUGCUUCUAGU
Schistosoma rodhaini is the source of this 6141-nucleotide messenger RNA. The record is from the annotation of a GenBank genome assembly. Lineage: Eukaryota; Metazoa; Platyhelminthes; Trematoda; Strigeidida; Schistosomatidae.